AUGGAGAAGUUCAAAUAUACUAUGAGGUUACGUGAAGCUGAGCUGCAGCAGGCGAGAGAGCGUCAGGAGUUUGAGCGUUACAAGCUGGACUUAAUCAAGGAGGGGAAGAUUCUUGAUCCCAUAGCAGUUGGGAAGGGAGAACCUGUGGCAGAGAAGGAUCCAGAUACAUUCUUCUUGCUCUUUGAGAGGUUGGCCAAGAACAGGAAGUGGAGUGAUUCUGAGCAGACCCUCCUGUUACAGUGUGUAUUGACUGAUCAGGUUAAGGGGGAAGUAGCUUUGGCAGUGCGUCCUGCCCUGCCAGUUCAGGGUGUGCAGACCAGGUUGAGUGCAGAGACCUCCAAGCAGCCGUACAAGGGCUUCAAGCCUCACCUGGGCUACGUCAGCAUCUCCAAACAGGAGCCCCUGAAGUUGCACUGCGACCUGUGCAGCAUCGUGUCCAGCUCCGGGCAGAUGUUGGGCCAGGCAGCCGUCCCAGAGAUGGACAGCUCGCCCUGCGUCUGGCGCAUGAACAACGCCCCCACGCGGGGGUUCGAGGACGACGUGGGCCAGCGCACCACCCUGAGGGUCAUCUCCCACACCAGCGUCCCCCUGCUGCUGCAGAAGCCCCAGUACUUCUUCGGCCAGGCCAACGACACCGUCUACGUCGUGUGUGGGCCGCUGCGGAACAUGAGGAAGGACGGGAAAGGCAUCGUUUACAACAUGCUGCGCCAGGCCUCGGAGAACUACCUUCACGCUCGCAUCUACGUCACCACAGAGGACCGGAUGAACUACUGCGACAUGGUCUUCAAGAAGGAGAUAGGAAAAGACAGGAUCCAAUCUGGCUCCUACCUGAGCACCGGCUGGUUCCCACUCAUUCUCUCUAUCGACAUGUGCAAGGAGAUCCAUAUCUACACCACAUUGAAAGGUUCCGAAAAUGUUGUGGCUGAUGCAUUGUCUCGUGCGUUGCCUGCAUAA
Molecule: messenger RNA, 954 nt
Organism: Cololabis saira (Pacific saury)
Lineage: Eukaryota; Metazoa; Chordata; Actinopteri; Beloniformes; Belonidae
Product: alpha-N-acetylgalactosaminide alpha-2,6-sialyltransferase 3-like
Exons: 4
Coding region: 1-954 (317 amino acids)
Biological process (GO): oligosaccharide metabolic process; ganglioside biosynthetic process
Molecular function (GO): alpha-N-acetylgalactosaminide alpha-2,6-sialyltransferase activity
Source: RefSeq, a predicted model, not a curated record